GGCGGCGGCGGAUGGGCCCCGGGAGCCCGGCACCAUGGAGGGGGUGCUCUACAAGUGGACUAACUACCUGAGCGGUUGGCAGCCUCGGUGGUUUCUUCUCUGUGGGGGGAUUCUGUCUUACUAUGACUCCCCCGAAGAUGCCUGGAAAGGCUGCAAGGGAAGCAUCCAGAUGGCUGUGUGCGAGAUCCAAGUUCACUCUGCAGACAACACCCGGAUGGACCUGAUCAUCCCCGGGGAGCAGUACUUCUACCUGAAGGCCCGGAACGUGGCCGAGCGGCAGCGGUGGCUGGUGGCCCUGGGCUCGGCCAAGGCCUGCCUCACGGACAGCCGGGCCCAGAAGGAGAGAGAGUUCACUGAGAACACGGAAACCUUGAAAACCAAGAUGUCCGAGCUCAGGCUGUACUGCGACCUCCUCGUUCAGCAAGUGAACAGGACGAAGGAAGCUGCGGCGGCCGGUGUGGGGGACGCCAAGGAGGGCAUCGACGUGGGCACUCUGCUGCAGUCCACCUGCAACACCUUUCUGAAGACACUGGAGGAGUGCAUGCAGAUCGCCAACGCGGCCUUCACCUCGGAGCUGCUGUACCGGACCCCCCCGGGCUCCCCCCGGCUCGCGGUGCUCAAGCCCAGCAAGACGAAACUUCCCAUCCUGCCAAUUCCCAGCGCCCUGGACAGGCAGACAGAAUUGAAUAGCUGUGAAAAUGGAUCUUUAAAUACAGAAAUAAGUGAUUCUGAAGAAACCCUGAUUAAAAACGAGAGCCCCUUAUAUACGAAACCCAUAGAGAAGGGGAACGGCUUGUCAACUAAAGAAAAUACAGAAGAUCACUUAACAGUCCAAAGUGGUGACGUCAAGGAUGAUGGAGAAAGGGAUACGGAGACACCUCAUGGGAGUGACGUGGAGCCGCCCCCGGAGUGUCCCAUGGGAACAAAUCCUGGAGGCGAAUCUCUGGGGGCACAAGCGGAGGAGGAAGAGGAAGAGGAGGAGGAGGAGGAGGAGGUCCAGACGUUCUUCAGUGCCAUGAACACAAGCUUCAGUGACAUUGACCUCCUGGAAGACGGCGGCAUCCCCACGGAAGCCUUCUUGGAGUCGUGCUACGCCAUCGUGCCAGUUCUGGAUAAACUUGGCCCGACGGUCUUUGCUCCCGUUAAGAUGGACCUUGUCGGAAACAUUAAGAAAGUCAAUCAGAAGUACAUCACCAACAAGGAAGGCUUCACCACCCUCCAGAAGAUCGUGCUGCACGAAGUGAGCGCCGGCGUGGCUCAGGUCAGGAACUCGGCCACGGAGGCCCUCUUGUGGCUCAAGAGAGGUCUGAAGUUUCUGAAGGGUUUCCUGACGGAGGUGAAGAACGGGGAGAAGGACGUGCAGAGAGCCCUGAACAGCGCCUACGGCCGGACGCUGCGGCAGCAUCACGGCUGGGUGGUUCGCGGCGUCUUUGCGCUGGCGCUACGGGCAGCUCCUUCCUAUGAAGACUUUGUGGCAGCGCUGAGCAUCAGGGAGGGGGACCACCACAAGGAGGCGUUUGGCCUGGGGAUGCAGAGGGACCUGAACCUGUACCUGCCGGCCAUGGAGAAGCAGCUGGACAUCCUGGACGCCCUGUACGAAGCCCACGGUCUGGAGUCCGACGAAGUGGUGUGACCGCCGUGGCCGGUGCCUCCUCGCUACUUCAGGGGAUGAAGCUGAAUCCGCUCUUGGCUUUCUGAGGCUCGUGGCCGUGAGCCUCCUCCUUCCUCUCCCUCCCUCCUCGCCACCUCUGUCUUCUGCCCCCACGGCCCCCAGGAUGGGGGGGGCCAACAGAGCUUCCCCCUGCUUUUCGUGUCAAAGCUCACAGUGCCCACGUGUCUCUGUGGGUUAGGACCAAGGUGCUAUGUCCCGGUUCUGUGGGCCCAAGGACCCCAGUGUGUGCUCUGAUCGAUCCAUAGUGUCAGGGAGGUCCCUGGUGCCCUUCUCAGAGGCCAAACCGGGGUGAGUUGUGGGACUAGGACCAGCGUCUACAAGGGCCAUUGGCUCCUCUCCCAAACCGUUCAGCCUUUGAGGGUGAUUGGUGAUGGGACGUUCCCAGAGGUGCCAGCCCCUCCCAGAGGCGCCAGCCCUGUGUUCCACCUUCUCUGCGGAGCCUCCUGCGGCUGCUGCCCAAAGCCGUCUUUGUGGGGGCGAAGAGGGGGACUGGUGCCCUGGAGCAGAGGCCCGCCCUUUCCCCAUCACCAUCCACACCCCCUUCCAAGGGGAGCUCAGGAAGAAGUGGGAGUCUCCACGGUGGUUGUCCCGGCUCCCCCACAACAGCUUCCCCAGCCUUCUCUCCUGGAGUAAUGUAGGUGUCAGGGCCGCAGACUGAGGCGGAGGAGGCAGAGUUUGGGAAGCGGCUGAGCGAAGGAGGACCAGCCCUGGGACUGGGGCUGAAGACACAAAGCCUCUGCUUUCAACCCUCCGGUAGGCAGAGUGUUGGCCCGGGAGCCAUGGGCUCCCACUGCAUCUGGGUCCCAUCCACCCACAUGCCCUGGAUCUUCAGAAGGGCGUCCUAAAUGGAGACCAAUUAUUCUCUGGUUCGGGGGGUCCUCAGGAUAGUGGCUGAGUAGACGUGCCCCCCACUUUUUGCAUCUGUAGGUGAGCAUCACAGAAGCCGCCUGGGGACGGCGAGCUCCAGGAACGUAAGCCGCCCCCCAUACACAGUGCCCCCAUUUUCUCCAAAAGCUUCCUGCCGAAGGCUGGCGUCCUCCCAGGGGUGGGCAGGUGGGAGCGAGUAGUUGAAAGGAGCAAUUGAGAGUUCCCGGGAAAAGCCCGAGUUGCUGAAGAGAAUCUGCCAGCUUUGGAAGGGUGAUAGAGUGAGCCCUUAAACCAUUCAAUGUUUUGUGAAAUCGGAGCAUCCGGUUCAACUGCUGCAGACCCUCGCCCACUGACCUUCCUGGAGCAAAGCGGAUGGACCAAAAAAACUGGCAGGGGGAGACAAAGCCAGGAAGCUCGCCUUCCCCUUCUGUGAAUUUGGAAGCUUGGUUUGAGCAAUGGUGGAAAGGUGAAGGAGACCGGGGAGUUUUGAGCACCUCUUCCUUCCCAAUGAAACUGUCUGUGGACACUGCUGGUGCAUGAUGGGACAGCCUGCUCAGCGGCUCAGGCCCUGCUUACUCUUCCAGGUCCAGGCUGUUAGGACUCUGUGUGCGUGCUGCCUUUGAGCAUCCCGCUGUUUCUGUCUGCGUGGAGGGGAGGGGGCUUUCUGUGGGUGCUGAGGACCCCAAAUUGAGUCUGCCAAGAGCUUGAGCACAUUCAUAUUCCCCUCAUUAGUUCAUCCUCACCCACAUGUUCCCCUCACCCACAUGAUGAGGGGAACAUAGACAUCCUCACCCACAGAGUAGCAGGGUAUGCUGGGAGGGCAGAGCCCUAGGUUCUCCCUCAACGCUGCAUGCUCCUGAGCCCAGCACUCGCCUCUGAGGGUCUGAGUGCCCUCAGAUGGGUCGGGAAAGGGUGGGCCAAGGCAUCCUUAAUGCCCUCUGGCCCAAACCCGCCAUCCCUUUUCCUCACCAGCAUGAAGGAGGGUUGGCCCAAGGUUCUGGAGUCUUUAGAAACACCGAAAGUUCUGUCUAACUUCAGCUGAUGCAGGGAUGGAGAUGCUCCAUUUCUGUGUGUCUAGGUCUCGGUCUAGGUGUAUAAAGGGACCCGGAAAGCUUUAUUAUUAGAAUCUUGGUUUUAGCUGGGGCAGAGUUGACUUUGUCUAGUUCUCCCUUAGAAGUCGGCACCAGAAGAGAGGCACCAACUGGGCCGGUUCUCCCUCUCCCCCCCCUCCCCCCGCAGACUUCUUACACCUCUGACCAGGCCUCAGCUCCCUGGAUGGCCUCUCACCAGUUUACAUUACUAAUAGGUAUCAUUAAGUCAUAGGAUUCAUUUUUUCAUAAACCUAGUAGAGCUCGUACUUUCAGAUUAAUGUAGUUGUCGCCUUGUAUUUGGCUUAGAUUUUCUUAUUUUGAGAGCCUCGGUUUAGAAAAGUGAUGGCAAAAGACCAUCAUCCCACCAUCUUGACAAUCAUGGGAACUGGCUCUCAAAAGCCCCCAUUUUGGGGCAGUGAUAGUUAUGUUUCAUCAGAAUUAUUGUUCCUUGAAAGUAUUUCCAGAACUGUUCAGUCUUUUAGCACCUGUGUCCAAUUCUUAUCUCCUCAUUAGUCCUUGAAGGAUGGAUUUUAAUAUUAAAAAUAACUAGAAGUCAUUCAGAGCUACAUCGGGUAAAUACGUUACAUUCCCUGGGUAAGGCCAUCGGUAGUAAGGUUCAAGGAAUGAUGAGAAAUUAAAAUUCCUGUGACUUGGCAGUUCUUUUCCAAGGGAUUUCCAAAAGUCAAAGGAACCACUUGAGGCUGCCCUGGACCAGAGAUGUAACUCUGAAGAGUGUGCAUAUAGCAGAAUCCUGUAAAUUGGUCACACUCCUAUUAGGAGGGAGCUCCUGAUAAAGUUAGCCUUUCCUCCCAAGAAAGGGGUGCAGUAAGGCAAGAGAAUGGUUUCAACCACCAGUGUUCAGUGCAAAAUGGUAAAGGAGAAAAACGAUCAUUUAGCAAAGCAGAAAGCAUCUUUGGUCUUGGAAAAGUAUCUUUUCUGGUGAUGGGAAGAUUAGCUCAGUACCAAAUGGCAGGGAGACAUCUCUUCAAAGGGAGGACAGGUUCUCACAGGAUCACCAACAGCUAAAAGAAUUACCUGAAGCAUUUUGCGAAUCUGUACUUAUACCUUGUGACUGCCACCACUGGGGGCUCUUAGAGAGAAGGCAGCAGUUUGAAUGAACAUGGGUUCCCCUAAGUAGCACUCAAAUUAUAGCAUCAUCACAUUCACCAGUUAAGUGGAUUUCACCAACUUUCUAAAUGAUAUCAAAGAGCAGAGUUGGCUAAGGAUGAGCUAGAACGAUCAUCUUGUUCAACUCUCUUGUUUUACAAAUAGGGAGACUAAGAUCCAGUAUUGAUUUGAUUGUUUAAAUUGAGAUUUUUUUUUUAAAAGAUAUUUAGAAUUAGUCACAGUUCCUCUUAACUGUGAGGCUAGAGAUCUUGGGUUCUCAGUUUUGCACAUUUCUCAUAGACCUCUUGGCAAUCUGGCUAAAACCUAUAGACUGCUCAGAAUAAUUUUUCUAAAAGCAUCAAGAUUUAUAGGAUUUCCAAGAAAAUCAAUUAUGUUGAAAUGCACUUAUCUGGGUGUUUAAAAAAAGAAAGUUUAGCCCCUCAGGUUAGAAUCCUUGUCAUAACACCCAGCCAGGCACAUGUCCAGCAGACACAUAACACAAGGUUAUAAGCUGAGGGCGCUGCUGAGAAAUGAGUCCCUCUCUGCUCUGCAGUCUGCUGACUGCUUACCUGGGGCUUUCACCUGACCCAGCCAUGGAGGGCAUUUUAAGGUUGGCUCUGGUCUCUGGGACCCUUGGCUAGUCUGUGAGCAUUCUCUCCAUCCCCUCAGAUGCUCAGCCUGCGUGCCUGCACAUUCUGUCCAUUUGCACGUCUUAAAGAUAAUGGUUGCUCACCGACCCGGCGGUGCACGCCAGCAUUGACCGGCCGGCCACAUGUAGAAGCGAGCAUUGACUCCUUGCUCUGCAAAAGAAGCUGAGGGUCCCCCUGAAGUGGAUGGGCCAGGUCUCUGGAGCGGACCCGCUGGCCUUUCUCUUGGGGUGCUGCCUGAACGCAGUGGGGAAGGCAUCUGCGCUGGAGCUGUCGGGAGACGCCUGGGGACCGAGGUGGCAACUGCUCCCCGUCCGAGCCCAUCUCAUGCUUACAGACUCUGUUCUGCGUCGGUCCCACUUCUCUUGGCAGGGACAAACUCUGCCACGUCCACAACCUCCCCAGACCUCAGCAUCCAUGUCUCCCGGGGUGACGAGACGUAGGGCGGCGUCCCACUUUCUGGCUUCUCGAUGCAGAUGUGCCAUUUCCAUACUGGUUUGAGGCAUGUUUCCUGCAGCCCACGUGGGAAUUUCAGUAGGAUGUCAUCAGACAGCUCAUCUACCUCAUUUUGAAAUUGGCCACAGACAAAUAAGGAGAAAAAUAUGUUGUGGAAGUAAAUGUAAACAAGCGAAUGAACAGUGUGGUGUAUAUAAGGGAAAGGGGGAGGGUCUUGGUCGAAUAUAUGCCAAAGGCUAAAAUGUACAUAGUGAUCUUUCCCUGCAUUCAUUUUUAAAAUAAAUGUUCAGCUUCACGUCUUGUAUUUCUCUAGCUUCUGUGGUUUAAUGGAUAAACUUUUUAGCAUCCCAGGCGGUCUCCCAUUUGGAGACAGUCCUGCCUUUCUGAAUGUCAAUAGAACAGAAUAAAAAGAUGUACCAUAAAGGAGUCCAUUGAUUUCUCUCCAUUAGUCCCUCUUUUACUGAACUUUGCCUAGAACAUGAAGUUUUGAAAUACUCUUGAUUCGACCAAAUAAAAGCUGAUUAUUUUUUGUUGUGGCUCUGAACAAGUUCAUCCUGUAUAUCAGUUGAGACAAGAUGGGGUGGGGGUGGGGGACGAGGGUUUACUUUUUUUGCAAGAAUGUUUUGAAACAUCUGUCAGAUUUUAUAUUGUUUAGUUACAAUAAACUUAUUUUUCAAGUA
Messenger RNA from Sarcophilus harrisii (Tasmanian devil), 6520 nucleotides. It is a transcript of the gene PLEKHA8, whose product is annotated as pleckstrin homology domain containing A8. Gene Ontology annotation, cellular component: cytoplasm; early endosome; cytosol. The transcript is spliced from 14 exons. Gene Ontology annotation, biological process: endosome organization; intermembrane lipid transfer; ceramide transport. NCBI's taxonomy places the organism in Eukaryota, Metazoa, Chordata, Mammalia, Dasyuromorphia, Dasyuridae. Gene Ontology annotation, molecular function: ceramide 1-phosphate binding; ceramide 1-phosphate transfer activity. The coding region runs from base 35 to 1633 and encodes 532 amino acids. The record is from RefSeq and is a predicted model, not a curated record.